AUGACGAUCAACUUAAAGCUUCGGAUUGGUGAAAGAAAAAAAAAACUGUUGGCAACAAAACGAGACUUUUGGUUGGUUGAAGCAAGUUGCAAAAAUGACGAGAAGCAAAAGAAACAAGAGAAACGAUGUAUAAUUUAUGAUUAUUUUUCACUUCUUUUCACCGAUCCUUCAUUAUUUCAGUGCAACAUGCAACUAAACUUGAGUAAUUAA
Molecule: messenger RNA, 210 nt
Organism: Clunio marinus
Lineage: Eukaryota; Metazoa; Arthropoda; Insecta; Diptera; Chironomidae
Source: the annotation of a GenBank genome assembly